Molecule: messenger RNA, 6733 nt
Organism: Electrophorus electricus (electric eel)
Lineage: Eukaryota; Metazoa; Chordata; Actinopteri; Gymnotiformes; Gymnotidae
Gene: ano1b
Product: anoctamin 1, calcium activated chloride channel b
Biological process (GO): chloride transmembrane transport
Cellular component (GO): plasma membrane
Molecular function (GO): protein dimerization activity; intracellularly calcium-gated chloride channel activity
Source: RefSeq, a predicted model, not a curated record
GGGAGUGCUCGAGUUAAAGACACGCUCUUCGCGGCUAGAGGCUGUUUCAGUGUCUUGGGCGCAGACCGCAAGCGGUUUCACGAGCGGACCUCCACGUCCACCCCGAAUUUAACAUCAGUCCGGGACGGCCGCCUGCGCGCGCUCCCCCCGCCGCUCCUCUCGCGCGGAAGGAGGGCUGUUACCGGGAGGAUAAAGGCGCGCGGUCCCCGCGCGCUCUACGAAGGCUGGCGAGCGGCAUGGAUUUUAUGCACCUGUAGACUUCCCUACGGAGCCUACCUGACUCGGCUGAGGUGACCUCUGCCUCAUUGGACAUUGAGUGCUUCACACUCAGGCUGCCAUGAUGAAGAGUGACCAGUACAGUGCUGUCGCAGACAGACAGGUGGACAUCAUCAACAUCAAAGGCAUCGAGGAUAUCGGCUUUGUCCAGCAGGACUCUGUUCUGCUCAGCACCCAGUCCCCAGAGGAGACAGACCAGUGCCGACACGGUCUUUACUUCCAGGAUGGGGAGCGACGUGUAGACUACGUCCUCACCUACCAGAUCAAGAAGCCCAGCGGUUCCCGCUCACGCAGACACUCCUCACGCCUGACGGACAACGCCCUGACCCGGAGCCUGCGCAGCAGCCGUGCCCCGACGGCCUGUGCCGCGCGGCCCGACCCCGAGCACGGCCGCGCGGACUCCGGGUCCGACCACCACGAAGACGACAAGCGACUCCGCCGUGAGGAGUUCGAGAGCAACCUGAGGGAGAUGGGUCUGGAACUGGAGAAGGAUGAGGGCACUAAGACUCCUGGGGUGGGCUUUGUGAAGGUGCACGCGCCGUGGAAUGUGCUCUGUCGGGAGGCGGAGUUCAUGAAGCUCAAAAUGCCAACCAAAAAAGUGUACGGGGUGAAGCAGGGCGGCAACGUGAUGGAGAAGAUCGGUACCUUCAUCAGCAAAGUGACGGAUCCGCUCCACCCAAACAUCGAGGAGAAGAGGAGCGAGAACCUGAAGCACCUCUCAUACCCAUUCUCCAGAGAAAAGCAGCACCUGUUUGACCUGUCUGACAGAGACUCCUUUUUUGACAGCAAAACAAGAAGCUCAAUAGUGUUUGAAGUUUUAAAACGAACCAAAUGCACAAAAUCGAAGUUCAGUAUGGGAAUAACCAGUCUGCUGGGAAGUGGAGUGUAUCACGCCGCCUACCCACUCCAUGACGGUGAUAUAGAUGGAGAGAAUGUGGAACCCAAUGACAGGAAGCUGCUGUACGAGGAGUGGGCCAGUUACAGUGUCUUUUACAAGUACCAGCCCAUCGGCCUUAUCAGGAAGUACUUUGGAGAGAAGAUUGGCCUGUACUUUGCCUGGCUUGGUGUCUACACGGAAAUGCUCAUUCCUGCCUCCUUAGUGGGAGUCAUAGUGUUCCUCUAUGGCUGUAUGACUGUGAACGACAACAUUCCCAGUAUGGAGAUCUGUGACACGCGGAGGAACAUCACCAUGUGUCCGCUGUGUGACCGGGUGUGUAGCUACUGGAGCCUGAGCACAGCGUGUGGGACAGCGCGCGCCAGCCACCUGUUUGACAACCCUGCCACUGUCUUCUUCUCUAUCUUCAUGGCCUUGUGGGCGGCUUUUUUCAUGGAGCACUGGAAACGGCGACAGAUGCGUCUGAACUACGAAUGGGACCUCACAGGCUUCGAGGAAGAGGAGGAAGCACUUAAGGACCAUCCCAGAGCAGAAUAUGAGUUCAGAGUCAUGCAGAAGACCCUCAAAAAAGAACACAAGUCUCCAAAGACAGCAAAAGAGAAGUUGACGUGUAAAGACAGAUGUCCUGCUUAUAUGACGAAUAUUGCCAUGAUGCUUUUAAUGAUCAGCGUGACAUUUGCCAUUGUGUUUGGCGUCAUCCUGUACCGGAUCUCCACCAAGGCAGCGAUGCACAUGAGCUCCAACCCCACCACGCGCUCCAACGUGCGCAUCACCGUGAAGACCACCGCCGCAAUCAUCAACCUGGUGGUCAUACUCAUCCUGGACGAGGUGUACGGAGCCGUCGCCCGCUGGCUAACCGAGCUCGAGGUACCAAAAACGGACAAGAGCUUUGAGGAGAGACUGAUCUUCAAGACCUUUGUCCUCAAGUUUGUCAACGCGUUCACUCCUAUCAUAUAUAUCGCCUUCUUCAGAGGCAGGCUCGUGGGCCGUCCAGGCAGCUAUCUCUACGUCUUUGAGUCCUACCGCAUGGAGGAGUGUGCACAUGGAGGCUGUCUGAUGGAGCUCUGUAUUCAGCUCAGUAUCACCAUGCUGGGAAAACAACUCAUACAGAACAACCUGUUUGAGAUCGGCAUCCCCAAACUAAAGAAACUCAUCCGCUAUAUCAAGUCAAAGAGAAGCACUUUCCAGGAGGAAGAGCGGGAGAAGAAGCUGCAGCGCUAUGAGACAGACUUCUUCCUGGACCCAUUCUCCGGCCUCACACCGGAGUACAUGGAGAUGAUUAUCCAGUUUGGGUUUGUCACGCUGUUUGUGGCCUCAUUCCCAUUGGCUCCACUUUUUGCUCUGCUCAACAACAUCAUUGAGAUCCGUCUGGACGCUAAGAAGUUCGUGGCAGAGCUGAGAAGACCUGUCGCAGCGCGAGCCAAAGACAUUGGUAUCUGGUACAAUAUUCUUCGAGGUGUGGCAAAAGUAGCAGUUAUAGUGAAUGCCUUUGUCAUCUCUUUCACGUCCGAUUUCAUCCCACGUCUGGUCUACCAGUACAUGUACAGCCCAGAUGGCUCCAUGCACGGUUUUGUCAACCACACGCUCUCGUACUUCAACGUGAGUCACUUCCAGAAUGGCACCACCCCAAUGGACCCACUGUUUCUCGGCUUCAGUGUAGACAUCUGCAGGUACAAAGACUACAGAGAGCCUCCAUGGUCGCCAACGCCGUACGAGGUGUCUAAAGAGUUCUGGGCCGUGCUGGCUGUCAGGCUGGCCUUUGUUAUCGUGUUUCAGAAUGUCGUCAUGUUGAUGAGUGACAUUGUGGACUGGAUGAUUCCUGAUAUCCCCAAAGACAUCAGCCUGCAGAUCCACAAGGAGAAACUGCUCAUGGUGGACCUGUUCAUGAAGGAAGAGCAAGGCAAGAUGCAGGUGGCAGACACCACCACGUCUGGUGGAGCAGAGAAGGAGAACGCCUCCAACCACAGCCCCCUCCUCCGCCCAAGAUCCGUCUCACACACGCAGAGCAACAGCUACUAGCUAGCGCCCGGCCGGGCAUGGACGUGUGUACUUUUGUUGCUUGUCUUUAUCCUUGGCAUGACAUUCCACAGACUGUUCCUACAGGUUUGAUCGGGCAGAAGCCACAACCCUCUCCACCCUCCCUUGCGCAGGAGAGAGCAGAGCUGGCCAAUCAUAGACCUCUGGGGGCGGACCAUAUCUUCAAGAAAACAAGCUGUUAGCUUUGUUUAUUCUAACUCACAAUGUUCCUCCAGUAGACAGAAGCAUAAGAUAAGAGGUUUUUUAUUUAAUCACACAAUAUGAGAGAUUUUUUAUGUUUACGUUUUUUUCUAAUUCUGAGAUCUUUCUUUUAGGUGUGUCUUAGUUUAUAAAAUGAUGGAGCUCCUGGGUAUCUUUUCUAAACAGUUUCCUGUUUUUCACUGUUUUGCUUUCUACUUGUGUGACCUGUGUGGUUAAUCUUUUACUGGAGUGUUAGUGUGUCUGCUGUCCUCUACUGCAGACUUACCUAAACUCCACAGGCUGGUUUUCCAGACCCAGGCUGAGCAGAAGCCUAGACUAAAAAAAAAAUGUCAGUGAAGUAGUGACUCACCAUUGGCACUGUGGUUGAGUUCGAGACUAGACUUAGUCCACGUCUGCAUAACACAAACCCUAAAAGGAAUCUUCUAUUAAAAUGAACAGACACACAAAUGAGACAAAAGAAAAAUGUCAUAUCAGUUUAGUGGGUUGAAUCCUUAUGCAUACUAUAUGUCCAAAAGUAUGUGGACAUACUGAGUUCAGGUGUUCUAGCCGCACACACCGCUGACAGGUGUGUGAAAUCAAGCACAAAGUUUCCACAGGCAUGCAGCACUCGAAGGGUCAUACUGAAGAGCUAUUUGUCUUUGCCACAAGUCAGUUUGUAAACGAUUUGGACUAGUCUUAAGCAUUUUUAAAAGGUUUGGACUAGUCCUAAGCAUUUUGUAAAAGGUUUGGACUAGUCUUAAGCAUUUUGUAAACGGUUUGGACUUCUCUUAAGCAUUUUGUAAAAGGUUUGGACUAGUCUUAAGCAUUUUUAAAAGGUUUGGACUAGUCCUAAGUGUUUUUAAAAGGUUUGGACUAGUCUUCAGCUGUGUGGUCUAGUCCCUUCUCUUCCAGAGACGGAUAAUAUUAAUGCUGCAGCAUACAAAGACAUUUUAAAUGUUCUGUAUAUAACAUACAGACCUGUUGGAUUUCAACAUUGAAGCAGCAGUGUGUGAAAGGCCGAUUCCACUUCUAGAAUGCCUGUGCACCUGUGUGCAGGGCUUGGUGCCUGUGCACCUGUGUGCAGGGCUUGGUGCCUGUGCACCUGUGUGCAGGGCUUGGUGAAUAAAGAAAUAAGUUAGAGGAGCCCUGACCCCAACCCCUCUGUAUAGACCUUCUCAUCCAACCUCACAAAUGUUCUUCACACUCAGUGGGCACAAAUUCCCACAGUCACGCUUCAAAGAAUGCCUUCCCAGGGCAGUGGCUGUCACAGAAGUGGCAUGCUCCACUGCUGCCCAGUGAGACAUGCAGCAAACUCUUAUAUGUGUGAUAGUCAGUUGUCCAUAUACUUUUGACCAUAUGGUGUAUAUGAUCCUUCUGUGUUUGUCCUGAUAGCAUGAACUCAAAACAACAAAUGUAAUAAUGUGUUAUUUAAAACCCAUGCUAAAUUUGAACCAUUUUUUUAUAUUGACAGAAUCAAACUCAUAGCUUAACCAGGCCUGUGAUACAGAGGACUGCCCUACCUAAACGAGGUGGACGACUAUACAUGCUGUAUAUGACACAUUUUAUCAGUGUUUUACUGGUAGGCACUGAAGUAUCCUGAAUCAAACUUGCAGAUGUUAGCUGUAUAUCCUUUACACUACACAACACUGUGGCCAGCGCGCCUGUGUGCCUCUGCUAAGUACAGUACACUACAGUUAAAAACUAAUCCUAAGAUACACAGUACACUACAGUUAAACACUAGCCCUAAGCCACAAUGGUGCAUUACUGUUAAACACUAGCCUCAUUUGCUAAUCAUUUUAAUCAGGAGUCUUGUUUAGAGAAAUAAGAGCCAUGUGUGCGUCUGGAAAACUGGUGUGAAAGUACAGUGCAGGGUUUUAGGGGGACAUAUUGUAUUGUGUUACGGAUCCUAAUCUGGCAUAUAGGGCUGAAUCCCCCAAAUGUGUUCAGUGAAAUGUUUAUGAAAUGUUUUUUUGGGAGAAAAAACAGAAACAAACUGUGGGAUCAUCAGCAGAAAUCAGUACAAUGUCUGCGCAGCUUGACCUCUGUGGCCUAACCUCUGUGUGUGACCUCUGUGGCCUGACCUUUGUGUGUAACCUAUGUAGCCUGAUCUCUGUGUGUGACCUCUGUAGCCUGACCUCUGUGUGUGACCUCUGUAGCCUGACCUCUGUGUGUGACCUCUGUAGCCUGACCUCUGCGUGUGACCUCUGUAGCCUGACCUCUGUGUGUGACCUCUAUAGCCUGACCUCUGCGUGUGACCUCUGUAGCCUGACCUCUGUGUGUGACCUGUUGCCUGACCUCUGUGUAGCCGAGAGAAAAGCCCCAGCUGUACUGCUAAAGCUAGCAUUCGGCCAGUGGACAUGUUCUACGUAGAGGGAUUGCUCAGGCCCAGGUGCAGCCCACCUCACACAAACUGUGACACCAGCAUUACAGAGGUCUGAUCUAGGACCUGUAGCUGGAAUAAGAACGAAUGCACACUUAUCUGCAUUUUUACAUUGUUACCAACACUUAAAAUCUCAUUUAAAAAAAAACAGAUUUAUAUUUCACUUGGAGUUGUUACCAGUUUUUGUAUUUUUCAAAUUUUUAUACAAAUGGCAGAUCAGUUCUUACUUAGAAAUACUGUGCCAAAGUUCCUGAAGUUUCCAUUAAAACUUUCCCAAGGCCAGUCAGACUGUUCUAAUGGGUGAACCGCUCACUGCUGCCCACGUGGCUGCCCACGUGACUGUCCACGUGAGAAGCAACCAGACAGUAACGCAGUUCAUCCACACAAGCACAGAUACCCGGCAGUGAGCAUGCGGUGGUAAAGGUUGCUCUCCUUACACUCUGGCACGGCCCAGCUGACGGCAAACGACUACUGCACCACAGACAGCUAAAAAUAAGUCAACAUGUACAAUCCUCACAUAGAAAUGGUGGUCUUUGUGUGCACCGAUGUGUUGCAGUAAAACACUGAGAAGGUGAGCAGCAGGGAGGUGUGUGACACGACACACAUACCGUGACACCACGUGAACGCCAGCGGUACAGGAGCUGUGCUGAAAAGCAGUGUUCACUAACACAAGCACUGAGUUCUCGCAGGAGUUAUCCCAUGGUGUAUGUCUUACUUUCUUUCUCUGUAGUUUUUUUUUACUUUGUACAUUAAAUGUUCUGUUUACAUUUCCCACUGUCUACUGGAACUGAAAUGAAAAAAGACCUUUUCUUCUUCUUGCCUUACCAGAAAACACGGACACUAGGGCUUCUUUAGUUAGUAGGUAUCGUUUCAUAGUCGCAUACUGUAACGUAAUGAGACUAUCAUGUACUUCUGUAGACAAAUGAUUUUAAUGGAAAUAUAAUAAAAUGUUAUAAAAAUGUAAA